UAAAUUCAAUCUUCUGUAAAAUCCAUAUUGCGUCUUCUUCAUUUCAACAGACAAAGUUCCAUCCGACUUCCGAGGACUCUCGACGCGGGAACAAGACGGCGACGCAAACUGAAGUUCCCAAAGAAGAAGAGUGAGAGAGUAUAAUGGAAUCGAAGACAUCGUCAUCUCCUUCCUCCUCCUCCUCCUCCUCUGUAAUUGAGCACGAGGCCUAUGCCAGAGUGGGACUACUGGGAAAUCCGAGCGACGUUUACUACGGCCGGACCAUUUCUUUUGCGUUUUCGAAUUUCAAGGCCUCCGUCCAACUCCGGCCCUCUGAUGAGCUUGUCAUCACUCCUCAUCCCACUCACGAUCUUGUCCAGUUCAGAUCCCUUGAUCAUCUGGUAAAUCGAUUGUCCAAUGAAGGCUACUAUGGUGGGGUGCGAUUGCUUAUGGCAAUUUGUAAAGUUUUUUAUAAUUAUUGCAGAGAAAACGGGAUUAAUCUUCAUGCAAGGAAUUUUACUUUGUCUUACGACACUAAUAUUCCUCGACAGGCAGGACUUUCAGGUUCCAGUGCUAUUGUAUGUGCUGCCUUGAGUUGCUUGCUAGACUUCUUUGAUGUCAGGCAUCUGAUUAAAGUAGAGGUCAGACCUAACCUUGUUCUUGCCGCAGAGAAAGAACUAGGCAUUGUUGCUGGUCUUCAAGAUCGUGUUGCGCAGGUUUACGGUGGCCUUGUUUACAUGGAUUUUAGCCAGGAACACAUGGAGAAGCUUGGGCAUGGCAUAUACACACCCAUGGAUAUUAAUCUUCUUCCUCCACUAUAUCUAAUAUAUGCUGAUAAUCCAAGUGAUUCUGGAAAGGUCCACAGUACAGUACGGCAGAGGUGGCUUGAUGGUGACAAAUUCAUUAUAUCAUCAAUGCAAGAAGUUGCUAGGGUUGCAGAAGAAGGAAGAACGGUUUUACUUGAGAAGGACUAUUCAAAACUUGCAGCACUUAUGAACCGCAAUUUCGAUCUUCGCAGGAGUAUGUUUGGAGAUGAUGUUCUGGGUGCUUUAAACAUUGAAAUGGUGGAAAUAGCCCGAAGAGUAGGUGCCUCUUCAAAGUUCACAGGCAGUGGAGGAGCAAUCGUGGUAUUCUGCCCUGAUGGGCGUUCACAGGUGGAGCUUCUGGAGGAAAAUUGCCAGAAAGCUGGUUUUUUUAUUCAACCAAUUCAGGUGGUUCCUUCAUGCUUAAAUGAGGUUGAUCUUAGAACACUUUCCAGUUAGAUUAGAAGAGGUUGCAAUGAGUUUGGUAAUUUUGGUUUGCUGAGGAGAUAUUCAAGUUGAAUACAUUAUCAGUGAAUCUUUUGAAUAAGUUACAGGAGCCUUUUUAAAAUUCUUUUGGGAAGAUUAUAGGAACUGCUAAACUUGAUAAAUUGGUCUUAGGCGUCUUGAAAUCUUUCACUAUAUGAUGUAUGUUCAACGUUCAUUUGAUCAAUGAAUCAAUACACUCACUUUCAUUUACAGA
Molecule: messenger RNA, 1482 nt
Organism: Cucurbita pepo subsp. pepo (vegetable marrow)
Lineage: Eukaryota; Viridiplantae; Streptophyta; Magnoliopsida; Cucurbitales; Cucurbitaceae
Product: glucuronokinase 1
Molecular function (GO): ATP binding
Source: RefSeq, a predicted model, not a curated record